Fusarium subglutinans is the source of this 1002-nucleotide messenger RNA. RefSeq names its product mfs quinate transporter. Gene Ontology annotation, molecular function: carbohydrate:proton symporter activity. The record is from RefSeq and is a predicted model, not a curated record. Lineage: Eukaryota; Fungi; Ascomycota; Sordariomycetes; Hypocreales; Nectriaceae. Bases 1 to 1002 code for a protein of 333 amino acids. Gene Ontology annotation, biological process: transmembrane transport; carbohydrate transport. The transcript is spliced from 5 exons. Gene Ontology annotation, cellular component: membrane.
AUGUUCUGCAAGUGGCGAGGAAAGGACAUUAAAAUCUACGGCAACGGUGUUAUCGAAUGUCAAGGGUUGGUCAACAUCAUCUGUAUUCAUGAUAAAAAGCUGACUACAUCAGACAACGGUGGUGGAAUGAAUUUGAAUCUCAAGUACAUCCCCAUUGUCGAAAAAGAAUACUCAGACCAACUCACGAUUCAUAGCAUUCCGAACCUCGACAACAAACAUUAUAAGCGCCCAAUCCUCUUCUACGCCGAGGACACGACGAAUCUAGAUGUCUCGGGCAUAGAUCUCAAAGACUCGCCUUGUUGGAACAACUUCAUCUCGGCCGCUCGUAUUAAAGUUUGGGCCGGUGAAGAAACUGGCACAAGAUUCGUCAACAACGUCACCUUCAACUUUCAAGUAUGUCUCACCAACAAUGGCACGAACGACCUUCGCUCAUCGGAUAACAGAAACUUCUGGGUCGCGCGAAUGGACUAUGGUAUCAUUCUGGACUCAUGCUACUUCAGCAUCUCAGCCGACCGCGAGAUGUCUAUGAUCGAGUCCAUCGGCUUCACUGGUACCUCUGUUGGCCUGCUCGCCACUGGAAUUUUCGGCAUCGUGAAGAUGGCUGCUAUCAUACUCUAUUCUGCAUUCCUGGUCGAAAAGCUAGGACGACUACCGCUACUAAUGAUAGGCGGCGUUGGCACUGAUGUGGCAACGUUCUACCUGUUCGGCUACUCUAAGGUCCGUACUCUUGGAAUGGCAUUCGGUAUCUGCGUUCAGUGGGUGACUCAGUUCAUUGUGGUUUACAGCUUGCCGCAUAUGAUCAUCGGUAUUACCUAUGGUACCUUCCUCUUCUUCGGCGCAUACACCGUUCUGGCAAUCAUCUUUAUAUGGCUGUUUAUUCCAGAGACAAAGGGCGUACAGUUGGAGGACAUGGAUCUACUUUUCGGACCUAAUGUGCCCAUUUUAGCGUUCCAGGCGAGGACCAACUAUUUGCAGGUUAUCGGUGCUCGGGGGUUGGAAUAG